This is a messenger RNA of Frankliniella occidentalis (western flower thrips), 2970 nucleotides long. RefSeq lists its product as uncharacterized. Lineage: Eukaryota; Metazoa; Arthropoda; Insecta; Thysanoptera; Thripidae. Bases 796 to 2091 code for a protein of 431 amino acids. Gene Ontology annotation, biological process: carbohydrate metabolic process. Gene Ontology annotation, molecular function: beta-glucosidase activity. The transcript is spliced from 11 exons. The record is from RefSeq and is a predicted model, not a curated record.
UUUGAACAUGAAGUCUUAUGGGCACUACAUCAAAAGAAAAGGUAUAACGCUCAUGUACCUCACAUUUACACACUAAGUGGGAUGUGCUUUCACAGGGAGAAAUGACAUGCUGUCGAAGUCGAAUCGACGUCGAAACGACAUCGUUUCGACAUGCAUUUGGGAUGGGGUUUACGUAUAUGUCGUAUGGAGUGGUUCGGAUAUCACAUAUCUCGCUCACAGGAGGGCGAGAUCAGUGACCCGAAAAAUAUCGCAUUCCUGAGAGCAACAUUAAUUUUCUCACUCUUGUUGAGUCUUGUAGAUCAUUCUGAAAGUCCGUCCGUCAUCCACCGUUUUAAAACUGCCAAACUUAGCCUGUGCUGACUCUCAGCGCCUGAUCGGUAGGCAACAUCACGCCUGCAGUGCAGGCGUGUCCUGCGGGCCGGCCUACCCUCACUCUCGCAGGCGCCGAGCUCUCGUAAUAAGCCAAAUGAAUAUGAGAAAACUGACGUACUUUCUGGACGAGGCGAGGUUCAGUCUGCAACAGAGUAUGGCACUCAGGCUUACACUCUCGCGUCCACACUGCUUUCUCUCUCCCAUCCCCAUACCGCCGCUUAAGUGAAUAUGACAAAUAUCGCGGUCUUGCGAUAACGGUCAUUCUGGCCCUCGCAAUCUUAAGUCUUUGGAGCUUUACUCCGUAUCUUGACGUCUUGUAGCGCUAAUCCAUAUAUAAACUGGAAGGGUGGCAGUUGGCUCGUCAGUCGAAGGCUAUCCGGCCACUGGGGAGCAUCUCCACGCACGCAUAUCCAGUUUUCCAGAAUGGGCAAAGCACUCCACACCCUUGCCAUCAUUGUGGCCACUGUGGUAGCGUUCUGCAGAGCUGCCCACUUGCCGGGCAAAGACGAAGACCCAUUUGCACUGCCCGAAAAUUUUUUGAUCGGCGCUGGCGUAUCCGCAAUACAGACGGAGGGUGCUUGGGACGCGGAUGGAAAACUUGAGAGCGCAUGCGACCAUUUGCUGCACACCGGGAAACUUGCUUCACUGGGCUACCCGGAUCCGAACUUACACGACGUGGCGGCUGACUCUUACCAUCGCUAUAAAGACGAUGUGAAAAUGGCUAAAGCGUUAGGGCUCCAGCUCUAUAGGUUCUCUGUAUCAUGGAGCCGCGUGUAUUUUGAAGGCAGGCGGAUUGAGAAAGGCAUUCAAUAUUACCACAAUCUCAUAAAAGAAAUUAAAGACAAUGGCAUGAAGCCUUUGAUAACUAUGUACCACUUUGACCACCCACAGACGUAUGAAGAUGAGUUUAAAGGAUGGCAAAGCGAACAGAUGGCUCUUAAGUUCGAAGAGUACGCUAAGUUUCUGUUCGAGGAAUACGGAAAAGAGGUGGACUUGUGGGUUACAAUGAAUGAGCCCAACAUGUACUGCUCCUACUUUCCCGCCUUCCUGUUUGUGGCGGCCGGGCUAUACAAAGAGGAGGAUUCCAAUAUUUACAGGUGCAUGAGGAACUUCGUCCUGGCACACGCACGCUCGUACCGCGCAUUUAAGGAAGCAGGCAUUGCUGGCCAAAUUGGUUUCAACGCUCUUCUGAUGCACGCCUCGCCAAAUUCAACUCGCCCCGAGGACGUUUACGCGGCCGACCUGUUCAACCAGGUGCACGCCGGACAGGUGCUGGCCCCGGUCGUGCUGGGAGACUACCCGCAGGUGCUAAAGGACCAACUGGGCGACAAAUUAACGGAAUUCACUGCGGAAGAAAAGAAAUUGAUUCAGGGCACUACCGACUUUAUUGGUUUGAACGUUUACUUCAGUAUAGUCGCUGCCUGGAACGACCCCGCUACUUCGGAUCCUUCCAAAAGUUGGCCCAUAGUGGGAAGAUUUGUGGAAGAUUUACCAAUGACCUCUAUCAGCAUGGCUGGUGGUGUCAACAUAAACAGCGCCACCGCGUACACACGAAUUGCACCAGAAGCGAUGAAAGAUGCCGUUCUGUGGGUAUGGAACUCCUACAAAAAACCGAUUGUAAUUACUGAGAGCGGCCUUGGGGACUCUUUGAAUAUGGGGAAGAAAGAUCACCUUCGCGCGUCAUAUCAUAGUCAGGGAGCAGUUGAGCUAGAGAUCUGAAACUUCCAUGGUACCUGAGUAGUGUCACUCCUGGACAACGAAACGCUAGGUUCAAGUCCUGACAAGUGGUUACCACCCGCAAGGGAGAGUGGAGUGGGGCACAUACUGUCAGGGGCACAUACUGUCAACAGCCUCGCAGUAGCAGCCCAAUCACGUUAACAGUCGGCUAAAUUGAGAAAUCGUAAACACUCAACGCCCUCAUUUGAUUGCAAGAUGGGGGUAGCGAAAUUUUCAGUGGUAUGGCGGCAGCGGUCAUCUAAAGAUUUUUGACAGUACAUGCCCCCACAUUGGGACAGGUAAAUUCACUCAUUUUAUGUUCUGUUGUAGUAAGGACGGUUUGAGCGUAAUUUGGAUUUUUAGGGGCGGUAUGCUUCAAUUGGACCAUCCUUUCCAAGAUGCCAUUCUGAAUAUGCCGAAAAUCCAAGUAUCUUAUGAGUUAUAUACCGAUAUAGACAUGGUGACAGUAAGUGCCCCAACCCCGGGGCACAUACUGUCAAUUAUCGCGGUCUCUUCUCGCGAUGAUUUGGGAGAAGACACGAAUAUUUUUGCGGAGGUCACAGUGGCUUCUUGUGACUAAAGGUCGAAUAAAGGCACACUAACCCAGAAAUCCGAAAUUUUUCCUGAAUAACGACUGCUAGAAAAGAUUUUCCAAAAGGUGACACUAUGUGCCCCACCUACCCUUAAGGGGAUGUCAGGGGCUAUCAACGAAAACGGGUAAAGAUCCAGAACCAGGGUGCAGUAUUUUACUGUAUCAGUGCGGACACAGCAGACGUAUGACUCAUUCUUCCAUAACUUCGGGCAGUUUAACUUAUCCGCGCUCUACACCCCUGAAACCAUUUUGCACUGUAGUUUAAUACAAUGCAAUUAUUAUCUUAUUGA